AUGUUUCGACCUUUCACAUCGCCUGUUUUUCUCACUAUUUCAUUGCUCUUGUCGACUUCGUUGAUUUCAUGUAAAAAAGACGAACCGGUGUGUGUUCAGCAUUUGGACAGUAGCGGUGCAUAUCCAUGUGAAAGUCGACCAAGUAGAGAACCACUUAGUUUACAAUACAACAAAGCUCAAAUUAGUAAACCAGCACCAAGCUUUGAGGGUAUUGCGGUUAUUAAUGGCGAAUUCAAAGAAGUCAGUUUAAACGAUUUUAAAAAUAAAUAUCUGGUACUUUUGUUUUAUCCAUUGGAUUUUACAUUUGUAUGCCCAACAGAGAUCAUUGCCUUUUCGGACCGUCUUCAAGAGUUCAAAAACAUCAAUACUGAAAUUGUGGCUAUUUCUGUCGAUUCACAAUUCACUCAUUUAGGCAGGUCUACCUCAUGGAUCAAUACACCCCGUGAACAGGGUGGUUUGGGCAAAAUUCAAAUUCCACUUUUAUCUGAUUUAACACAUCAAAUUUCGAAAGACUACGGCGUUUAUUUACAAGAUGUUGGUCAUGCAUUGAGAGGAUUAUUUAUUAUUGAUGGUCAUGCUAUUCUUCGACAAAUAACCAUGAAUGAUCUGCCAGUUGGUCGUUCAGUUGAUGAAACACUUCGACUUCUUCAAGCUUUUCAAUACACUGAUAAACAUGGCGAGGUUUGUCCUGCUGGCUGGCGUCCCGGUGCAGACACAAUUAUUCCAAAUCCAGAAGAGAAAUUGAAAUAUUUUAGUAAAAACUAUGAAAACAAGAAGAAUUAA
Messenger RNA from Adineta ricciae, 783 nucleotides. The record is from the annotation of a GenBank genome assembly. NCBI's taxonomy places the organism in Eukaryota, Metazoa, Rotifera, Eurotatoria, Adinetida, Adinetidae.